Molecule: messenger RNA, 4986 nt
Organism: Diceros bicornis minor
Lineage: Eukaryota; Metazoa; Chordata; Mammalia; Perissodactyla; Rhinocerotidae
Gene: PROCR
Product: protein C receptor
Exons: 4
Coding region: 170-895 (241 amino acids)
Biological process (GO): negative regulation of coagulation
Molecular function (GO): signaling receptor activity
Source: RefSeq, a predicted model, not a curated record
UGACGCCCUCUUCCUCCUCCUAUCCCCUGGCCACCUUCCAGCCUCCUCCGUUCUGCCUCCUCCCCUCCCAGACAGUCCUCAUUUCUUUUUCCCAUAGGCUGCAGCCAGCCGGAGCCUCCAGUCUGCCAGAGCCGGGAGCCCAGGUGGGGUCAAGAACUUCAGCCCCAGGAUGUUGACAACAUUGCUGUCUCUGCUGCCUGUACUGCUCCUGUCCGGUUGGGCCCUUUGUAGCCAGGAAGCCUCAGAUGGCCCUCGGAACCUCCACAUGUUCCAGAUCUCCUACUUCCGCGAGUCUGAUCAAGUGUGGCACCGGGGCAACGCGUCGCUGGGGGGGCUUCUGACGCACGUGCUGCAAGGCCAGGACACCAACGUCACGAUCCGCCAGCUGGAGCCCCUGCAGGACCCCGAGAGCUGGGCGAUCACGGAGAGCCACCUGAAGCUGUACCUGAACCAGUUCUCCGGCUUCGUGCAGCUGGUGCACAAGGAGCGGGGCGUGGCCUUUCCUCUGACCAUUCGCUGCUUCCUGGGCUGUGAACUGCCUUCUGACGGCUCUCAAGCCCGUGUCUUCUUCAAAGUGGCUGUGAAUGGGAGCUCCUUUGUGAGUUUCCAGCCAGAGACAGCCUUGUGGGUGGCAGGGCCCCAGGCACACUCCAAAGUGGUCACCUACACCCUGCAAAAGCUCAACGACAACAAUCGUACUCGGUAUGAACUGCUGGAAUUCCUGCAGGACACCUGCGUGCAGUAUGUGCAGGAACACAUCAUCGCAAAAAACGUGAAAGGGAGCCAAGCAGGCCGCUCCUACGCUUCGCUGAUCCUAGGCGUCCUGGUGGGCAGUCUCAUCAUCGCUGGUGUGGCUGUAGGCAUCUUCCUGUGCACAGGUGGACGGCGGUGUUAAUUACUCUCCAGCCCCCUCUGGGAACGUGCUGGACUGUUGGGGGCUGGCAAGGGAAGAUCGCAGGUCCUGCAAAACCAAACAGAUUCCCCAUCUGGGACAUUAUAUACCAGAAGAUUUGGAGUGGCAGCUCCUUUCUUCUCCCAGGUCUGUCCACCAAGAGUUUGGGGCAAGGGAGGUGAGGAGGCUAGAGAGACAGAGUACUUGGUUUGCUAGGAACCUGAGAACUUGCACGCUUUGCUGAAUUGGUCUGAGAAGUGAAUGCUUGUCUAUCUUUGUGGAAAACAGAUGGUAGAGUUGGGGCAGGGGCGUCUACGGCCCAUCCUCCAAAGACAGAAUCACCUGAGGCAUUCAAAACAUAUAACCAAAUAAAACAAGUCAUCCACAACCAAAAUAAACAACAUUCAGUGCUUCCAGGUGUGUCAGACUUGGGACGGGACACUGGCAAAUUAGAGGCAGAAAGGAAUAACCAGAGAAAUGAUGGAAGUGUAAAAUCCAAGUAAUAUGGGACCAAGGAGUUAUUAAUUAAUCGAUUAGUUAAUAAUAUUAAUAAAUUCCUUAUUUCCAUAUAAAGCAUUAUUAUUUCCUCUACUUUGCAAAACUUCUGGAAAAGUAGCCUAUACCCUUCGUUUCUCAUCUCCCACUCACUCUUCAAACCACUGCAGUCUGACUUCUCUAGAAGCUGCUCUAAGAUCAUCAGUGACCACUAAUUGUGAAACCUUCAUCUUCCAUGAUAUCUGCAACAUUUCACUUUGUGGACUAGAACUCUCUUUUUACCCCAACUUCUGAUAUAACAUACUUCUAAUUUUUAGAAACUGUUCUGGCCACUCAGUCAAUCCCUUUGCCUAUGUCUUCUUACUCAAUUCACCUUGGAAAUGUUGGCUUCCUUCGAAUUCCAUUUUUUGGCUUCUUUUGUUCUCCUUUAAACUAUACCCUUUCUGGGUGACCUACUAACUUCCAUGGCUUCAAAUACCAUCUACCUGUGGUGGUUUCCACGGGGAAGCAAUAUAAUCUUGUCUUUAAAAGCAUGUAUUUGGGCAUCAGACAUACUCAAGUUUUACUUCUUUGAGCCAGGCAUUUAACUUCUUCAAGUCUCAGUUUCUUCAUAAACAAAAUCUAUAAUAAAAUAUACAAAAAGGGUAUAAUAAAAACAAUAUCUACCUCAGAGAGGCAUUAUAAGUAUUAAAUAAGAUAAUAUAUGUAAGAUAAUGUACGUAUACUCAAUAAAUAUAGCACUUGCUGCUAACCUCCAGACCACUCAUUUGCAAUGAUUUUUGUAAAUCAUCUCUAUCUUAAUAUUCUGCAGACAUUUCAGAGUCAACAUGUUCAAAAUUAAAUUCCUUAUCUUUCUCCCCAGACCUGUUCUCUCUCUUGUGUUGUUUACUACCAGUUAAACAGAAUUACCAUCAAAUCAUAUCAAUAUAGAGACCUCAGUGUUAACCUUUAUUUACUCCCUCUUUAUCCCCAUCUACAAAAUACAAUAUCUAUAGCAUCCAUUCCCUCCUUUCCACUCCAUUGCUUUUGCUCAAGAUAUCAUAAUUCAUCUAUUUCUCCGUGGAAGGCAUGGAGGUGUGCCACCCAGUUCCACCUUCAAGGAAAGAUUUGCUGUUGAGCUGCAGGGAGUAUAGCCAGCAGAUAACCUCUAGCUGCUUCAGUUCCUUCGGUGUCUGCCUCACCUGCAGAGAACAGUCCUGCACAAGGUCCCAGCUCAUCCUGAGCUGUCCUCAUCCAGUGACUGAGCAAAGCAGGGGUAUAAAGGUUCGCCAUUCUGGCCCACUGCAGGACAAUUCUGAUGAGCAGUAUUCACUCCAGAGCUCUUUGCCAGGUUGGCUGGGUCUUUGUCAGAUCUACAUUACAGUUUUCCUUCUCCCUCUAUUCAAUCCUUCUUCCUCCUACCAGUUAAUAUCUUGCACUUCAAACUCUGUCUCAGCAUCUACUUCCAGAAAACCCACGCUGUGACUGACAAUCUCUCUCUCUGUCUCCAAAUUGAGAGCUUUUCUCAAUCUUUUGUCUGGACCAUGGCAAUAGCCUGCUCCUAUUCUCCUGGCCUCUAAUUUCUCUGAGUUCUAAUUAAUCCUCUACAUGGCAAUAAAAACACAAUGAUGUCAUUGUUCUGUUUUUUAAAUUUCCCAUCUUAUUGAGCUAAAUUCAGAAUCCUCAAAAUGCCAGAAUACAGCAACAAUAGUAACACAGAAGUUUACAAAGAGAAAAGUGAAAGUCCCCUGCUUUCUCCUGCUCUCUAAACCCUUACCCCAAAGAUUUGCCAAGAUUCUUAGUUGCAAGGAACAGAAACCAAUUCUGCCAAUUUAAGGGGGAAAUAAAUAUAUUAGAAGGUUAUCCAAUAAUCCUCAGAGUUGAUGAGAAAGCCAGUAAUCAAGCUCAGAAAAUAGAUCCAGGGAUCACAGCCAAAGUCAUAACACAGGAAUGGUCGAGUUAAGGAUACCACAGCUGGAAUCACUACCUCCAUCACCACUGCAUGCUGCCAUCUUAAAUGAACUGUACUCUCUCCCCUGUGUCUUUAUUUGUUCAAGAUUCAAAGUCCUGGUAGGAGAAUCCAAAAUACCAACCCUAGAUCAUUUGCCUUUGCCUUACCUGCAAGGAGGGAAAAAGGAAAACUUUAGGUAUCUUUGGCUUCUCUUGUGGGAGGUAGGACCUUGUCUCCCAUUAAGAUUACACAGAGGAAGAGGUUUCAGAUGUUGAGAAACCAAAAAGAAAAACAAACUCUAAAUAUUCACUAUAUCUCUUACUAUCAAUUUAUUUACUCGUUCAGUAAGCAUUUAGCAGUAACUUCUAUAUACAAGGUAUUAUGCCACGUACUUUGGAAGAUACAAAAUGAUUAAAACAUGAUCCUCCUCGAGGAGCUCAUUAUUUACUUGGGAAGAUAAAACAUAUACAAAUAAGAAUAACACAAGACAGGAUAUCCUAAAAACUGGAAAAAACAUAUAAAUAAAAAUGCUAUGUUGUGAUUUACCAUUGUAGCUAUCAUUUACAUAUUGCUUUAUAGUUUUUUGAAUUCUUUAACUUGCACUUAUCAUUUAAUACUCACUGAGAUCUUCUAAGAUAGGAGUUCUCAUUUUAGAUUAGGAAACAUGCUUAGUGAAGAUAGUAAACAAAAUAAAAUAAGUAAAUAAAGUAAGUGGCAAAGCCAGGAUUCAAACCCAUGACUUUGUGUUCUAGAAUUUAUGCUUUUUCUCCUCUACUAAAACUAAGGGAAUCAGAGGAAUCUGGGGGGUGGAAAGUGGGGUUUGUUGAUGGGUAAGAUAUGUCCAUGCACAGAUAGGAAACAUAGAACAGCUUAAAUAACGGCAUAGAGUUAGGAAAAAGCAGAGUAAAUUUUAGGAAGGAUAGCUAGCCCCACGUGAUUAGAGAAUAGAGGAAUGGUGGAAAAUGAGACUGGAAAGGUAGGCUGGGGUUUCAUUGUAUUGGUCCUCUAGAGCCUGGUGAACGAGUAUGUUCUUUAGGUGGUAAAAUAUCUGGGGAAUUAUUGAAGGUUGGUAGACAGAAAGCUGCUGAAGUCUUCUUUCCCCCUUUCAGUUGCAUUGUAAAAAUGCGGCUUCAGAUAGGUUGAGACCCACUGACCUCAAGCUUAAGGACUUGGCCUGGACACUGUCCAAAUCAAGGACAGACUAGGCCUUAUCCCAGGUUAGGGAACAAAAGGAAAGAAGAGGAUGGGAAGAAGCCAGUCUGGAGAAGAGUGAAAUCUUGGAGUGUGAGCCAGAUGUACUCAGGCUCUGAGAUGUUAUAUUACCCACUUUCAUCAAUGCUGCCACCGUAGUAGUUCAGGCCCUCACCAGCUCUAACCUGGACUACUAGAAUCAGGUCUUACUCACUUUUGGCCCCUCAAAAAGCUGCCAUCAGAAUGCUCUUUCUAAAACAAGCCAGUCUUCUGCUCAGAAUUCUUUAAGUCUUCCACUGUCCAUAGGACAAAAUCCAAACUCCUUAGUAUUGAGUUCAAGACCCUCCACAAUCCAGCACCAGCCUAUCUUUUCUCUAGCUUCAUCUUCAACCCCUCUAUCUUCAUCUAUUUGGGCUGCUAUAACAAAAAUAAUAUAGACUGGGUCGCUUAAAAGACAAACAAUGAUUUCUCAGAGUUU